Brassica napus (rape) is the source of this 1386-nucleotide messenger RNA. Its product is annotated as DNA-repair protein XRCC1-like. Gene Ontology annotation, biological process: double-strand break repair via nonhomologous end joining; base-excision repair; single strand break repair. Lineage: Eukaryota; Viridiplantae; Streptophyta; Magnoliopsida; Brassicales; Brassicaceae. The coding region runs from base 178 to 1239 and encodes 353 amino acids. The transcript has 8 exons. The record is from RefSeq and is a predicted model, not a curated record. Gene Ontology annotation, molecular function: damaged DNA binding.
UUGAGAGCUUUCAAUUUGUUAGAUUCAAAACACUUUACCUGAUUCGAGAGUUAAUAUCGUCGACACUCUCUGGGCUCAAAUUGACAGUUCUCUCUCGAUCAGGAGGAAGAAGGAAACAGGGUGCGUUAAGGCUUUGUGUGUGUUGUUAGCGAUAAGUAGUAUCUGCCAAGGACUAAGAUGUCCCAGAAGCGAAAUCUUCCUUCUUGGAUCAGUUCAAGGGAUCCUCCUCAUCCUCAGCCUGAGAGUAAGAAGAAGCCCAAGGAUGAUGAUGAUGAUGAGCACAACAUUCGAAAUGCUCCUCAGUCAAGUUCAACUACCAUGGAUUUCUCUAAACUUCUGGAAGGAGUUGUUUUUGUGUUGUCGGGCUUUGUUAACCCUGAGAGGAGUACACUAAGGUCCCAGGCCUUGUCAAUGGGAGCCACUUAUCAGCCUGACUGGAACUCUGACUCCACCUUGUUGAUUUGUGCUUUUCCCAACACUCCUAAGUUCCGUCAAGUCCAAUCUAACUCUGGAACCAUUGUCUCUAAGGAUUGGAUAGCUGAGUGUUAUACGCAGAAGAAGUUGGUGGAUAUUGAGCAAUACCUUCUGCAUGCUGGAAAACCAUGGAGGAAGACCAGUGCUUCCCAAAAUACUACUAUUCGAGAAAAGAAGAAACAGUUGUCUAUAAAAUCAGAGGAGAAUCAAGUAGAGACAAAACCAGGAACAAGGGGAACGUCAUCUGCUUCAUCCAAGAAUAGACCAGCUUGCAAUACAGUGGAAGAGCCCUUUUCUGUUACCGAGGUGAAGAAGUGGGCAAGGGAUGACCUAACUGAAACCAUCUCAUGGCUAGAGAGUCAGGAGGAGAAACCAGCACCAGGAGAGAUCAAGCGAAUAGCUGCAGAAGGAGUCUUAACCUGUUUACAAGACGCCAUAGAUUCCCUUGAGCAAAAAAAGGACGUUGGAUCAGUGACGGAGCUGUGGAGCUUUGUCCCUCGCGUAGUGAAGGAGCUUGGAAAGAUGGAGUCUUCUUCAAAAACAGAAAACUCCACAGCUUCAAAGGAUCAACUCUGCAAACAAGCAAAGUCGUGGAAAAUGAUUUACGAGGCUGAGCUAGCACAAAAGGGUGAAGAAGCAUCGGGAACAAAAAGCAGAAGGACCUCUGGGGUUGCUUCUGGAUACGACAGUGAUGAAACCGUUGAAAUGACUGAAGAAGAGAUCGAUCAUGCUUACAGGAACGUUUCUUUAGAGUCAUCUAUUUAGAUCAAACUUGUUUCAUUUUGCUUGCAUAUGAUGAAAGAGCACAGAACGUUGCCUUUUCGGUUUGUUCGGUUUAGUUUUUAAUCUUUGCAGCUCGAAUCGAUUGCACUAAUUCGGUUUUUGAUUAUGAAUUGAUUUGCGGUUCUACAA